Molecule: messenger RNA, 3652 nt
Organism: Chrysemys picta bellii (western painted turtle)
Lineage: Eukaryota; Metazoa; Chordata; Testudines; Emydidae
Source: RefSeq, a predicted model, not a curated record
GUUUUUUCAGCCAAAAAAAUUUCACUCAGCUCUAGUGUUAAGUAACAUGACUGUAAAUUCCACUGUAGGUGUGACAAGUGUGUUUAUUCCUUGUAAUUAAACUUGGGAUGAAGAAAAAUUUACAACUAUGUUAAACACCUCCAGUAACAAAUAUUUAUCACAUUUUAAUGUAAGUGUAGACAAACCCUAAAAUAACUGACAGAGAUAAGAAGAAACCUUUUACUUUCCUCUAUUUUUUCCUAUCUCAGAUGUCCAAUCCCGAUGAUUUAAAUGUCCACAUUGUUAACUAUUUCACUGCUCAAAAAAUGUAAGAAAAGAGAGGGAGGAGAGUCAUAUUAAGAAGAUCUUUAUUAAUGCCAGCUCAUUCUGAUGCUACAGGAAGCAAAUGUGGGAAAUUAUUGCUAAUUUCCCCCCCAGUCAGGAAGGAGCCACACCCAAAAAAUCCAGCAGAACCAAGAGACCUUCCCUGAUCAUAUUUUUAGCAUUGAACAAUCUAUUCUGAGGGGCAAUCGAACGGGUCAGACAUUUUUCACAGAAACGGUUUUUCAUGUCAGACUGUUUCAUUUACAAACACAAACAGGAGCUACAGCUUAUGUUUUCUAGACCAAAGUAUCCAUCGGUACUGAGAAGCUGCCUUCUUUCAUGAUUUUAAACAAAUAAAAUAAAGGACUAUUUCAUCUUUUUCAUAUAAUAACGUCAAUAGCAGUAAUGCAUAUUAUGUACUAAUACACACCUCAUGGAAUAACAUCAAAAAUGUAAAUGAAAAGCCCCAUCAAAUAAAAUAAAAAAUUCUAAAUAAAAGUUUUAAAAUGCCAAUACAAAUUUUUUUUUCUAAAGCCAAACAUUUUCCAGAAUCCAAUUUGGAAGAAAAUUUCAAAUAUAUUGGCAUGUGUUCGGAUUCGGAACGAAAUAUUUCGAAAUGUCAAAACUUCCGGCGAAACGGAAAUUUGGAAUUCUGACCAGCUCUAAGUGACAGCUAAUGUUGGCAUCUCAAAUCAGUGAGAGUUGGUUUGGAGGCGGAUUGUGGGAGAAUACCACUACUAUUUUCCCUUUCCCUCCUCGGCUCAAACCCUGGUCAUCAACAGGGAGUGGUUGCUGCCCGUCCAAACCACCCAUGCCAGAGCCUCACUCUCAUAAGCCACGCCUCUUAUUUUGGCAGACAUCAAGCCUCUGUCUGGAAUACUGCAGAAUAUUUCAAGCACAGCAGCUGAGCGGUGGCUUGGCUCUGCACAAGGGUUAUAGAUACCAUCUGACCCUUUCUCUCUCCAGCAUUUAAUGACAGAGCUGAUUAGACUCACUUGAGAGUCUUUUGUUAUGGAUCACUAGAGCUGAGAUCACUGAUAACCAGCUGAAACAUGGAGAAAGAGACAAUGCUCUGUGACCAGCUAGCUCUCUGCUGAGCCCCACCCAUCAGCCUGCAGAUCACCCUCUGAGAUCCUCUGAGCUCCACAACUUUACCGUGUGCCAGUCGAUACUGAUUGCAACCAGAAGAUACAGGAAAACAAUGUGCCCCACUUGCUAAAUGGAGAAUGGAGGCGAGACAGCUAAGGCACUUCCUAACCCUGCAGGCUCACAGACAAAAACCAGACCAGAAUCUCACUUCUGGCUUUUCCGUAUCCUCCGGAAAUACAGAUUAGUCACGGUCCUGUUUCUGGUUUUUCUCAUUAUUGCUAUUAUUGUUUUGGCAGUGGUUAGCAGUAGGCCCUGCCCAAAUCAUGCCCCUACCACAUGUCCAGUCGAUUGGAUCGGGUCCCAAGGGAAAACAUACCCAUGGAAAUGCUACUAUUUCUCAAAAGUCGAUGGGGAUUGGAACACCAGCCAGAGAAACUGCUCUUCGCUCGGUGCCUCCCUGGCUACAGUUGACACCCGGGAGGAAAAGGAGUUUAUGCUGCACUAUAAGGGACGCUCAGAAACCUGGAUUGGCCUUACCAGGGAACAAGCAGACAAGCCCUGGAAAUGGGUAAAUGACACCCCAUUCAAUGACCACUUGCUUACUGGUGUGCUCUCUUCUCGGACUGUACACGCCAUGGCGGGGGAGGUCGUCUAUGCUGAUUUAAACAUCCCGGGAGCCCGCUUACCUCCUUCAUCUCAACCCCACAAUUUCCAUCAGUGUCCGCACUGGCAUCAACUUGUCUUGAGGAUCGGAGCCGCUGGGUACGUUGUCCUGCUGAUGACAGUCAUAGUGCUGAGUGUUUGGGUUUUUCAGGGCUCCUCAGGGAAUGGACUGGCCCCUGAAGGUGAGGCGGUCUCCGAGAGACUCAGAAAUGAAAGUAAAUGCGUCGCCAGCCAGGAGAAAUGGUCUUCUCUGAAACAGUACCUGUGUGACCCACCCCAAAUCAGCGCAACAGAGGGCGCCAGGUGCGUACUUUGCCCCAGGGACUGGCUGCCGUACAAGGGAAAAUGUUUCUGGGUGUCUAAAGAAAAUAGAAUGUGGAACAGUAGCCGUGAUGACUGCUUAACGAAGAGCUCUCAUUUACUGGUGGCCCGGGACCAGGAGGAGAUGGAUUACAUACAGACGAUCACAUCCGAGAAAAAUUCUCUUUGGAUCGGAUUAAACUUUAAAUCUCCUGAGAGGACGUGGAUUUGGGUAGACAGCUCCCCCUUCAAUGAAAACCUGUUCCUCGGAGCAGGGAGGCCCGGUGGAAGGGACUGCGGGGUGUUAAAAAGAAACCAGAUUGCAUCGGAAACCUGCAGCGCUGAAUUAAAAUGGAUUUGCCAGAAGAACGCGCUCCUGAUCUAAGCAAGGCCGUUCCAGCUCUGUUGUUGAUGCAAUUGAUGGAGAAAAGGCCUUCCGUCUUGGUCUGUCCCGUGAAGAUUAUCGCAAGGGCUACGUAACUUUCUUUGUUCCAUGGUUUGACACAUCUGGGGCCAGAUCCUCAGCUGAUGUAAAUCGGCAAGGCCUCGUUGAAGUCGGCAGAGCUGGGGGGCAGUUUACGGGAGAUGGGGAUGAUGCGCCGUGGUUAAUUCACUGCUCUGGCUGAAUGUUCUCAUGUUGUGCUGUUAAGAGUCUUUUCCCUGGUUCUAUCUCGCUCAGAGAUUCACGGUGGGACUGGACACCAAGCAACUCCCUUGUAGGCUGUCACAGCUUCCAAAAACCACAGACAGCAGGAAGGAGCCCUGCCGCCAACCUGGGGCUGCCAGGUUUUCUAAGCACGGUCCUCACUAAUUGCCUCUGAGCAGGAUUAGAUGGUCAGUUGUGGGUCCCAUACACCUCCCUGUCGUUUAUGGCACUCACUCUCUUCAGGUGUGUUCAACUCAGACCCCGAUCCUGCGGCAUUCUAAAAAAAUUUAUUGUCUGAAGAUGUCAGUUCAAUUCAAUGGUCUGUCUAGCUGGGAUCCUCUCUCUGGCAGCAGCCACUGCCCCAGAAAAAGGAAUAAAUCUCCUAUAGCCGUGGUUUUAAAACUGUGGGUCGCAAUCCAGUUCUGGGCCACGGAAUAUAAGGCACUGGGUCCCGGCGGCUCUGGUUAGCAGCGCCGACCGGGCCAUUAAAAGUCCUGGCAGCGGUGCUGCCCGGCUAAGGCAGACUAGUCUCUACCUGUUCCAACACUGUGCUGUGCCCCAGAAACGGCCAGCAGCAGGUCCGGCUCCUAGGCAGGGGGGCCAUGGGUCUCUGUGUGCUGCCCCUGCCCCGAGCACAGGCUCCACACUCCC